CCAAGAGCAGUCGUAAAAGUUUUCUCUAAGACACCAAACCCUGAUUUUCCAUUACUCAUCUUCUUCCUCCUCUUCCAGUUUCAGGACUUUCUCAAUAUUAUUUUUAUCUUGAAAAGGAGUGAGAAGCAGAUUAUGUCGGGGCUGGCUUGCAACUCUUGCAACAAAGAAUUCAACGACGAUUCUGAGCAAAAGUUCCAUUACAAGUCUGAAUGGCACCGCUACAAUCUCAAGCGCAAGAUAGCUGGGGUCCCUGGGGUUACAGAAGUAUUAUUUAUGGCUAGACAAGCUGCUCUUGCUCAGGAGAAAAACAAGUUAAGCGAAACCCCGAUGCUCUACAGCUGUGGUCUCUGUGGCAAAGGGUAUAGAAGUUCCAAGGGUCAUGCUCAGCAUCUUAAGUCACGAAAUCACAUCCUGAAGGCUUCUCAAGGGGUCAAUAAUCAAGAUGAGGACAUGGCAAUCAUCAAGCCGCUGCCACGUCGUGUUGUGAAUAAGGCUCCUCUGCAAAGGGAUGCUCCUAACGAUGAAAGUGAAGAAAGUGAAGAGAGUGAAGAUGAGUGGGAGGAGGUUGAUCCUGAAGAAGAAUUGAUUGGUGAAGCUACAAAGUCUUUGACUGGCUUGAACGUUGAUGAGCAUGCUUCUGAUGAUGACAUGGACGACAAGGAUGAUGUUGAAGAGUUUGAUCAGUUGGAUCCAUCUUGUUGCUUUAUGUGUGAUUUAGAGCAUGAUAACAUAGAGAGCUGCAUGGUUCACAUGCACAAGCAUCAUGGAUUUUUCAAUCCUGAUGUUGAGUACUUGAAGGAUCCUCAAGGCUUUCUUACUUAUCUUGGCCUUAUGGUCAGAAGGGAUUUCAUGUGUUUGUACUGUAAUGAUAGAUGCCACCCCUUUAGCAGCUUGGAAGCAGUUCGGAAGCAUAUGGUUGCAAAAAGCCAUUGCAAAGUACACUAUGGUGAUGGUGGCGAUGAUGAGGAAGUAGAGCUAGAAGAGUUCUAUGAUUACAGCAGCAGCUAUGUGGAUGAGUAUGGUAAGCAGCUGGUUGCGUCAGGUGAUACCAACGCUGUGGAACUUGCUGGGCCCGAGCUCCUUAUAACAAGGAGAUCUAUCGAUGGAGUUUCAACCAAAACACUUGGUUCCCGGGAAUUCUUGCGCUAUUACCGCCAGAAACCACGCCCAUCACCCAUGCAUGACAAGGCCAUAUCAGCUGCUCUGGCCUCAAGGUACAAGAGCAUGGGACUGGCGACUGUGCAGUCAAGAGAACGUAUGGUGAGGAUGAAAGUGAUGAAGGAAAUGAAUAGAUCAGGAGUGGAGGCCAUGCGAAGUAAGAUGGGAAUGAAGAGUAAUGUCAUUAGGAAUUUGCCUAAGAAUGUCACAUAUUAAUUCAUCAUUGUACGCAGUCCUUUGGUUAAUUGACAUUUUGUGGAGAUUAUAACUUGUUUGUGGACAUCAUUUAUGAAAAAAAUAAGUUUUCCCCAAAAAGGUCAUAGGUAUGUUUUGUCUUGCAAUUUGCCCGUCUUUGAUGGGUUCACUUCAGCAAAAAUAAAAAUAAAUUAUUCAUACUAAAGUUA
This is a messenger RNA of Humulus lupulus (European hop), 1562 nucleotides long. RefSeq names its product cytoplasmic 60S subunit biogenesis factor REI1 homolog 1-like. The record is from RefSeq and is a predicted model, not a curated record. The transcript has 4 exons. NCBI's taxonomy places the organism in Eukaryota, Viridiplantae, Streptophyta, Magnoliopsida, Rosales, Cannabaceae. The coding region runs from base 133 to 1374 and encodes 413 amino acids. Gene Ontology annotation, biological process: ribosomal large subunit biogenesis. Gene Ontology annotation, molecular function: zinc ion binding; nucleic acid binding. Gene Ontology annotation, cellular component: preribosome, large subunit precursor.